Molecule: messenger RNA, 630 nt
Organism: Saccostrea cuccullata (small rock oyster)
Lineage: Eukaryota; Metazoa; Mollusca; Bivalvia; Ostreida; Ostreidae
Exons: 3
Coding region: 51-494 (147 amino acids)
Molecular function (GO): carbohydrate binding
Source: RefSeq, a predicted model, not a curated record
CUUUAGAGCAUUUAGAAUCCCAAAAGCGAGGAAAAGAAGAAGAUUCAAGGAUGGGAUAUGUAAGUCUCGAUCAUAUUGGAUAUCAAAUAACAGCUGGUCAGAGAAUUGCUUUCAGAGUGAGAUAUAACAGGAGAGGAAAUGGAAAACCUGGCGGAAUGGCCAUAAAUUUUAGACAGCAGAUGGGUGCAGGGAACGAUAUCAUUCUGCAUUUCAACCCAAGACAUCCAGCAUAUAGUAUAGUUCUGAAUUCGUUUGUAAAUCAAAAUUGGCAACAAGAAGUUAUCACUGAUGCAGAGGAAGCGGUAUUUUCUGAGGAGUUUACGUUGUCAUUGGACAUCAUAGAUGAAAGAAAUGUCUUGGUCAGAGUCAAUGGCGGAAUAUUGACCACUUAUACCUGCCCGAUCGAUAUUUGCAAUACAAAUUUCAUAGAGUUCUCUCCUGAAUACAGGCUUAUUGAAGAGACAAUUGAAAAUUCACAAAUUUGCAGUUCGUAAGAAAGUUAAAGACGAAAACUGAAAUGAUGAAGUUUUAACAAAACUUUUUAUAAAUUGUGUUUUCACUUUCAUAAAACGUAUCCUUAGUUUCUGAAAAAAAUGAAUUAUCGGCAAAUAAAUAUUUUGCUUAAAAAAU